Messenger RNA from Nannospalax galili (Upper Galilee mountains blind mole rat), 3069 nucleotides. RefSeq names its product family with sequence similarity 3 member C (gene Fam3c). NCBI's taxonomy places the organism in Eukaryota, Metazoa, Chordata, Mammalia, Rodentia, Spalacidae. The coding region runs from base 198 to 881 and encodes 227 amino acids. The transcript is spliced from 10 exons. The record is from RefSeq and is a predicted model, not a curated record.
GGGAAGCGUGGGAGGAGGCCGGGGCGAGCUGGCUUCCUCCUAGGCGCGAGCCGGACGGCGGGCCCGCGGGAGGAGCAGGAGCGAGCCAGGCGAGAGCGGGAGGCGGCGGCUCCCGUCGGCCUCCGGCAGGACUGACGGCGGCACGGCCGCAGACGGGAACUUAUUUAUGAAAAGUGCCACGGACUGAAAAAGCAAACAUGAGGGUAGCAGGAGCUGCAAAGUUGGUGGUAGCUGUGGCAGUAUUUUUACUGACAUUUUAUGUUAUUUCUCAAGUAUUUGAAAUAAAAAUGGAUGCAAGCUUAGGAAAUCUGUUUGCAAGAUCAGCAUUGGACUCAGCUUCACGCUCUACAAAGCCUCCCAGAUACAAGUGCGGGAUCUCAAAAGCGUGUCCUGAGAAGCAUUUUGCUUUUAAAAUGGCAAGUGGAGCAGCCAAUGUGGUGGGACCCAAAAUCUGCCUGGAAGACAACGUUUUGAUGAGUGGUGUUAAGAACAAUGUUGGAAGAGGCAUCAAUGUUGCCUUGGUAAAUGGAAAAACAGGAGAAGUAUUAGACACUAAAUAUUUUGACAUGUGGGGAGGAGAAGUGGCACCAUUUGUUGAGUUUCUGAAGAGCAUACAAGAUGGGACAAUAGUGUUAAUGGCAACAUACGACGAUGGAGCAACCAAGCUCACUGAGGAGGCCCGGCGGCUCAUUGCUGAACUGGGGAGUACUUCGAUUACUAAUCUUGGUUUUCGAGAUAACUGGGUGUUCUGUGGUGGGAAGGGCAUUAAGACAAAAAGCCCUUUUGAACAGCACAUAAAGAACAAUAAGGACACAAACAAAUACGAAGGAUGGCCUGAAGUUGUAGAGAUGGAAGGAUGCAUCCCCCAGAAGCAAGACUGAAGGGGAUGUGGAGAGACAGGAGGAAGUGCACUUUGUCUUUUAGGGAGAGCUGUAAAGCAGCAGCUCCGUGUACAUAUUUUAAUGGCAUGCUGCCGCCCAAGUGUGUGCAUGAGCAUUGCAGUCUCUGUUGAUACCAGGAUUAUUUAUUGCUAACGUAAAUAGCUAUCUUUGUAAAUAGUCCUCAUAUUGAGCAAAUCACUGAACCAUUUUUAAGCACAUUUCCCUAAAAGUACAGUGUUUCGACUGAUAUGGUAACGAUAUACUUUAAUUCUAAAAGCAUACUCUACGGAUAACUGAGCAGGUUAUAUAAAACAUUGAUGUAUAAUGCUGGUUGCUGUGAAACUCUGUCAUGGAAUAAUGUCGCUUUUAGGGAGUGGAUUUUGUUCAUAUAUGGGUGUGUCUAUAUAAAUAUCUGGGCUUGUGAUGAUCAGUAUCCUUUAAACUAGAGAGAUUUUUGGCUAGUUGUAUAUGUGGUAUUUACCUUGCAGUCUGAUCCUGAUGUACCUCUUUUCAUAAUCUUUAUUUCCCUUUCCUAAGAAAUCAAGAAAUAAAAUGUUUCACAUGAAAAUUUACAUGAGAUUUGAAAAGCACAAUAAUUUUUAAUAAACACAGUAAAAGUGAGUAUAUCAAUGUAGGUGAUAUUCUUGGCCAUAUCCUUCUAGAUUUGGUGUCAGCAAUGUAAAUUAUGUGAUUUGUCUAGGCUAUUUAGAGUAAGUUUGGGUGUGGGACUCCAUGGAACGGGGGAACCAGGUCAGGUCUCUUCCUCAAGCUCAUCAGGCUGUUCAGGAAGCUGAGUUAGUGUAUUUACAGCAAUACAGGCAUAGAUCUUUAUUUGUUGUCUUCAUUGACCCUGUGGUUUUAGAAGAGGAAUGCUAUUAAUAUAAUUUUGGUCUAUAACCAAGAAAUUCUAUAUUUACUUCUAACUUCAUAAUAGCAAUUAUUGCCUGAACUUGUAGUGUCAUAGUUAGCAAAGUCUUAAUUACUUUUUUAGGGCAUUAAAUACCUGUUGUAUGUGAAGUAUAUUAAAAUUAUAUAUGAAAUAACUUAAACUGGAACAUAAACAAAUGUAAUGAUCAAACUGCCUUUCGUAGGAUAAGGCAACACUUAAAUUUUGAACCUAAAAUUUAGGUGGUUUGUUUAAAAACCGAAAAGCAGUAUUUGUUAUUUUGCUAUAAGUUGAAAGCUCUUCAGAUAUUUCUUGAAUAUUACUGAUUUUGGGGUACUGUUCCUUCCCUCAAACUGAAUGUAACUCAUAAAGAGAUACACCUUCAGUGUUGAAACAAGUUUUGUAAACUUUUUUAGAUUUCUGGUGCUUCUAUAUUAAAUCACAUCUAGCAUGUAUAUUUUGACACUUAAAAUACUUCCCUUUGGUUCUGUAAAACAAUAGCCAUCUUAACGAACAGUUCUAGGAGUUGGAAAAUGAAUAUUGUAAUUUUUUUAACAGUGAAAGUAAAUACUUUUGGUUUUACAUUAUGAAAAUUUUUUUAUUUUAUUUUUUGUAUUUGGCAAAGUAACACAUCCGUGGAAACACCACGUGAAGCAUUUAUUGUACUGGUUUACAUGCAAAAAAUCAAGUCAUUCCAUAUGUAUAGAGUUUAAGUUUCUUGAUGGCAGGAUAGCCCUUUGAAUUUCAAGACUGAAAAGAUGUUUUUUACAGUUGUGUGAGAUGUCAGAGGGAUAGACUUGCUAUGGAACUGCUGUGAUUUUCGUCUGAAUUCUAUUUUGUAUAGCUUGUGCCAAUUUGACUUUGGAAGCAAUAAUUUUACUACAUUUUACUUUCAGAUCUCUUUAAAAUCAGCCUUCUAAGUAAAACACUGCUCAUUUAAUGUUGAGAAUUUUCUUUAGUAAAAUCAGAACUUUAACAUUGACUUUUAGUAGUUUAAAUGGUGUUUGAGGGCUUGUGAGUGUAUAGUUUGUGAUCAUGGGAGCUUUCCCAGAACAGGUGUGUGAGGCAGACCUUAACAUGGCAAAAGGAAGUUGAAAACAAAUGAUUAUCUGGGAAAUAAGAAAAAUAAAGAAAACCUUUAUAUUUUCUUUUUAAUUUGAUUAAAGUUAAAUUUAUUGUGUUUUUCUGUAUUUGUUUUUAAAUAAAUAUUUUAUAAGUUUAUGAUAAAUAAAAACUCAAUUCAUUUAGCCUGUAUUUUAUAUUUCAAAGGUCUAUACAAAUUACAGUUUGAUUCCAAGAUGA